Neogale vison (American mink) is the source of this 7855-nucleotide messenger RNA. It is a transcript of the gene IGSF10, whose product is annotated as immunoglobulin superfamily member 10. The coding region runs from base 1 to 7824 and encodes 2607 amino acids. The transcript has 6 exons. Gene Ontology annotation, molecular function: protein binding. The record is from RefSeq and is a predicted model, not a curated record. Lineage: Eukaryota; Metazoa; Chordata; Mammalia; Carnivora; Mustelidae.
AUGAAGGCUAAAGGCAGAGGAAUCACCUGCUUGCUGGUCUCUUUCUCCGUGACAUGCCUGGUGGCCAGCCGUGGGGGCAAUGCCUGUCCUCGUCGCUGUGCUUGCUACGUGUCCACUGAGGUGCACUGCACAUUUCGGUACCUGACCUCCAUCCCAGACAGCAUCUCACCCAAUGUGGAACGUAUUAAUUUAGGGUACAACAGCUUGGUUAGAUUGACAGAAACAGAUUUUUCCGGCCUGAACAAAUUGGAGUUGCUAAUGCUACACAGCAAUGGCAUUCAUACAAUUCCAGCUAAGACCUUCUCGGAUCUGCAGGCCUUGCAGGUAUUAAAAAUGAGCUAUAACAAAAUUCGAAAACUUCAGAAAGAUACCUUUUAUGGCCUCAGGAGCUUGACACGGUUGCAUAUGGACCACAACAAUAUUGAGUUUAUAAACCCAGAGGUUUUUUAUGGACUCACAUUUCUCCGACUGGUGCACUUGGAAGGAAAUCAGCUCACUAAGCUCCAUCCAGAUACAUUUGUCUCUUUGAAAUACCUCCAGAUAUUUAAAACAUCUUUUAUUAAGUACCUGUACUUGUCUGAUAACUUCCUGAGCUCCCUCCCUCAAGAGAUGAUUUCCAAUAUGCCUGAUUUGGAAAGCCUCUAUCUUCAUGGGAACCCAUGGACUUGUGAUUGCCAUUUAAAAUGGUUGUCUGAUUGGAUACAGGAAAAACCAGAUAUAAUAAAAUGCAAAAAAGAAAGAAGUCCUUCCAGUCCUCAGCAAUGUCCACUUUGCGUGAACCCCAGGAUCUCUAAGGGCACGCCCUUAGCUAUGGUCCCAGCUGCAGCUUUCCUGUGUGCCAAGCCAACCAUUGACUCAUCCCUGAAAUUAAAGAAACUGUCUCUUCUGGAAGACAGCACUCCUGUGUCCAUCUCUCCCCAAGAUUUCAUGGCACCCUUUGGCUCCGUCACUUUGAAUAUGACAGAUCAAUUUGGAAAUGAAGCUAACAUGGUCUGCAGUAUCCAAAAGCCCUCAAAGACAUCAUCCAUUGCAUUCACUGAAGAAAAUGACUCUAUCAUGCUAAAUACAUCAUUUUCAACAUUUCUGGUGUGUAACAUAGAUAACAAUCACAUUCAGCAAGUAUGGCAAGUGCUGGCGUUGUACAGUGAUUCUCCUCUGACUCUAGAAAGGAGCCACUUGCUCACUGAAACACCACAACGCUACUACAAGUAUAAACAGGUGGCUCCUGAACCUGAAGACAUCUUUACUGGCAUAGAGGCUGAUCUCACAAUAGAUCCCCAUUGGUUAAUGCAAGACCAAAUCUCCCUGCAGCUGAACAGAACUGCCGCCACACUCAGUACACUGCAUAUCCAGUACUGCAGUGAGGUUCAAGUCACUUUACCAAGGGCAGAAACAAGUCCAGUGAAGCAUAAAUGGACCAUGAUUUCCAGAGAUAACAAUACUAAGCUGGAACGCACUGUUUUGAUUGGUGGGACCACCAGCCUAGAAUGCCCAGGCCAAGGAGACCCUACCCCACAUUUGGAGUGGCUUCUGGCUGAUGGGAGUAAAGUGAGAGCCCCAUAUGUUAGUGAAGAUGGACGAAUCCUAAUAGACAAAAGUGGAAAACUAGAACUCCAGAUGGCUGAUAGUUCUGACACAGGCGUAUACCACUGCAUAAGCACCAAUUAUGAUGAUGCAGAUAUUCUCACCUAUAGAAUCACUGUGUUAGAGCCCACUUUAGAAGCCCAUCAUGAAAAUGGGGCUCAUUAUACAGUUUUCACUGGUGAAAUACUUGACCUUCCCUGUCAUUCUUCUGGUAUCCCAGAUGCCUCUGUUAGCUGGGUUCUUCCAGGAAACAUUGUGCUUUAUCAGUCCUCCAAAGACAAGCAAAUUCUGAACAAUGGCACACUAAGAAUAUUACAGAUCACCCCAAAAAACCAGGGUUAUUAUUGUUGUGUAGCAGCCAACCCAUCAGGGGUUGACUUUUUGAUUAACCAAGUUUCAGUCAAAACAAAAGGGCAAAGGCCAGUAGAGCUUAAUGUAGAAAAAGAUGGAUCUGGAUUUGAUGAGGCCAAUCCCACUGCCCAUCUUAAGGACCCAUCAGCUGUGCAACUCCUUACAUCUGCUCCAGUGAGAGUCGAGACUGGAAAACAAGUCUUGAGCACAAGUAAAAAGCAUAACAAUCGUGAGUCAAUACACCGGCGGCGAGGAGAUUCACUAAAUCGACAUUUUAGGGAGCACAGGAGGCCCUUCUCUUCCUCUGCUCGAAGAAUUGACCCACGGCACUGGGCAGCACUUUUGGAAAAAGCUAAAAAGAAUACUAUGCCAGAGAAGCAAGAACAUACUACAACAAGACCCCCUCCAGUGGUCACCCAACUCCUGAAUAUACCUGGUGAGGAAAUAGACUCUUCAGGCAUGCUCCCUCCAGAUGAGGAACUGAUGGUCCUGGCAACUAAGGCUCCUAGUGUUCUGGCAAGGACAGUGAUUGCCAAUUCCAGAAAAAUACCUGAUACCUCUGUGACAAAUGUAAGUGCUGUCACUGAAGUCUUUCCAAUUGUGGGUCCACAAAUCCUACCACCUGAAAAACCAAUAGAUUUCAAACCAUCUCCUAUUAAAACUACAACCAUGUCAAAGAAUAUAAACCCAACCAUAUUAAGCAAAAUGCGAGGCACAACCAAUGAAAAUUUCUCCACUAUCUUUCCUCUAUUACCUGAAGCAACACAAAUUCAGGAAGCUGACAACCCUAGGAAGAAAAAAGAACAUUUACAAAGUACACUCCCAAAAGUAAUGGGGACUAUAAGCAAAGAUGUCAAUAUCAAAAUGCUGAGUAGUGCUAACAGCAAAGCUGAUAUAUUCGUAGGGUCAGUAAAUGCCACAAAUAGUCAUCAGACAUCUGUAACAAGAGUCAGUGACCCCAGGAUCAAUCACUUCUAUCCAUCCAUCAUUCAAAAGCUUAACACCUCUGAGAUACCUUCGGGCCCAUACACUGCUGCGCAUUCUCAGUCACAGAUUCCAAGAAAUAGUACAACUAACAUCCUGCUAACAUCCAGGCGCUUUGGAAGACGGAGGAAAAUUUGGGGUAGGGGUCGAAUUAUCAGCCCAUAUAGAACUCCAGUUCUUCGACAGCAUAGAUAUGGCUUUGUGAGACCAACAUUCAGAGUUUCUUCUGAAGAAAGCACUACUGCAUUUUCAGCCACAGAGGUCAGUGUGGUGUGCCCAUCCUGUUCUCCCAGGGAAAGGCUCACCCCUGCUGCAACAGCAUUUUCUUUUCCAAGUUCUUCCCCCAUCAUGCUCACCAAAGCUGAAACUGCCAAAGUCACAGAAGAAGAUUCUACAAUUCUAGUCCACAAUCCAUCAUUACUAUUUGAGAACAAACUAAAUGUAAAUAUUGAGAAAACAAUACCCACAAUAAAAUAUUUCAGUGCUGAAAGUACACAAGUGACUCCAACUGACGCAGUUAUGACUCAUGCCCCCAACUCCUUACCUGAGGAAAAAACUCCUAUUCCAAACAAUGAUUACCCGAGUGUGUCUAAUACCAGCGAACUUCAAAGGGAGUCAAUGAUUAUGUCAUCAGUUCCAGAUCCCACCACCAAGCCAUCAAUGUCGACGACUACAGCCAUUACAAGAUUUUUAAGAAGGAAAAUUCCCUGGCAUCAGAUCUUUGUAAAUAACCAUGUCCAAAAAGAGAGGUUAAAGAAUCAGCAUCAAUUUAGCUCACCAAAAAACACAGCCACAGUGCUUACUAAAAUAUCUCCUGCUUUACCCACGGCUAACGUUUUCCCUUUCCAUUUCACAACACUCUCAGCAAGUGUGAUGCAAAUUCCAUCUAUAACAUCAGCUACAACUCACCAAAAUAUCACUGAAACACACAGUUCUGUAAGUCUCCCAAAAAUGAAGAAGCUGCCCUUUCCACCAGUUUACCUUAAACCUCCUAGAGUAUCUAAGCAGACAGCCAGGCUAACUGUUCCUCCUACUGCCCCUGCAUCAGUCAUCAUCAGUAAAACCCAAAUAGCCAGACCUAGCACACGAAACAUACAAAGAAAAAAGGAGCCUCUGAGGAACAGGAAUGACCCACACUCCUUUCCCAGUCAGAGUUCCGGCUUCACUGUAUCCACUACUAUGACACCUCCUGAUCUAACUGCGGCUGACACUUCAACCACGCUCCCCUUAGAAAACAUGAAAGGAAUUUCAAGUACAAUGAAUCUUUAUCCAAGAAUGCUUAGUCUGACAGACAUAACUGAAGAAGGACCCCAAGAGAAUACUCAGACUUUGAAGAGAAUUGUUUCUGAAAUCACUUUGUCCAGCAAACUACACCAGAGCACAACUAGGAACACAAUCAUUAGACACUCAACCAUGCCACCAUUCCUGAGUAGUAGUGCUGCUCCAAUGCCAAUUCCCACCUCCCAUCCCUUGAAUAAUCAAAGUACUGUCACAGACAACAUGGCAACUCCUGCUUUUAAAAUGAUGACAAAUACAGUGGUCAAACCACGUGAAUACUCUAGGCACAAUGCUAAUCCACAGCAAUUAGCAGUAGAGGUUGCAACAUCUCCCAAAGUUCGCCCAAAUGUCAAGGUCACAAUUGGAGCCACCCACUUUAUCUACUCCAAUCUGUUUCAUUCUACUUCCAUGCCAGCCCCAGUAACAGUUAAACCACAGAAUUCUAAACUGACUUCCACUCCGUGGUCAGAAAACCACUUCUGGCAGAAGUCAUACCCAGAAAUUGCUAACAAAGGCAAAACGCCAAUAGUGAGCAUAUUGCCUAGUCCAGGCUUGCCAGAGGACAUCACUCAUGCUUCAGACUGGGAUAUUAAAAAGACUGCAAAGAAAAAUGGCUUUGAUAAGACACAAAUUCAAAAAAUAACAACCUCUGAGCUCCUUCCCUUUGAUUCUUUGUCUAGGAAUAUAUUUGAAAGGCCCAGAAUAGUUGGAGGAAAAGCAGCAAGUUUUACUGUUCCUGCUAACUCAGAUGCCUUUCUUCCUUGUGAGGCUGUCGGAAAUCCCCUGCCCACCAUCCUCUGGACUAGAGUCUCAUCAGGAUUUGAUUUAUCUAAAAGGAAACAGAAUAGCAGAUUCCAGGUGCUGUCCAAUGGCACCCUCGCCAUACAGAGGGUGGGCAUUCAGGACCGUGGACAGUACCUGUGCUCGGCAUCCAAUCUGCUUGGCACCGACCGCCUUCAUGUCACGUUAUCCGUGGUUUCCUAUCCCCCCAGGAUCCUGGACAGACAUACCAGAGAGAUCACAGUCCACUCUGGAAGCACUGUGGAACUGAAGUGCAGAGCUGAAGGUAGACCAAGUCCUACAAUUUCCUGGGUUCUCGCAAACCAAACAGUGGUUUCUGAGUCAUCUGAGGGGAAUGGGCAGACCCUGGUAACCUCUGACGGAACGUUGGUCAUCCACAAUCUCAGCAUUUAUGACCGGGGCUUUUACAGAUGCAUGGCCAGCAACUCAGCUGGCCAGGAUUCACUGCUGGUCAAAAUACAAGUCAUUGCUGCCCCACCUGUUAUUCUAGAGCAAAAGAGGCAAGUCAUUGUAGGGACUUGGGGUGAAAGUUUGAAAUUGCCCUGUACUGCCAAAGGAACUCCUCAGCCUAGUGUUCACUGGGUCCUCUCUGAUGGCACUGAAGUGAAACCACUGCAGUUUAUAAAUCCCAAGUUGUUGUUAUUUGCAAAUGGGACUCUCUAUCUAAGAAAUGUAGCCUCUUCAGACAGGGGCACUUACGAAUGCAUUGCUACCAGUUCCACUGGCUCGGAGAGAAGAGUGGUAAUUCUUACAGUGGAAGAGCAAGAAACCAUCCCCAGGAUAGAGUUUGCAUCCCAGAGGUGGACUGAGGUGAAUUUGGGGGACAAAUUACUACUGAACUGCUCAGCCAUUGGGGAACCCAAACCCAAAAUAAUCUGGAGGCUACCAUCCAAGGCUGUUGUCGACCAGUGGCACAGAAUGGGCAGCCACAUCCAUGUCUACCCAAAUGGAUCCUUGUUUAUUGGCUCAAUAACAGAGAAAGAUGGUGGUGACUACUUGUGUGUGGCCAGAAACAAAAUGGGAGACGAUCUGAUACUGAUGCAUGUGAGCCUCCGACUGAAACCAGCCAAAAUUGAUCACAAGCAACAUUUUAAAAAGCAAGUAUUUCAUGGGAAAGAUUUUCAAGUUGACUGUGAGGCUUCCGGCUCCCCAGUGCCUGAGAUAUCUUGGAGUUUGCCUGAUGGAACGAUGAUAAACAACGUGAUGCAAGCCGAUGACAGUGGCCGCAGGACCAGGAGGUAUACCCUUUUUGACAAUGGAACCUUGUACUUGAACAAAGUUGGGAUAGCAGAGGAAGGAGAUUAUACUUGCUAUGCCCAGAACACUCUGGGGAAGGAUGAAAUGAAGGUGCACCUAACAGUGAUAACAGCUGUCCCACGGAUCCUCCAGGGUUACAAGACCAACACGAGAAUCAGGGCUGGAGACACAGUGGUCCUUGACUGUGAGGUCAUUGGUGAACCCAAACCAAAAAUAUUUUGGUUGCUGCCUUCCCAUGACAUGAUUUCAUUCUCUAAGGAUAGGUACACAUUCCAUGCCAAUGGGUCUUUGUCCAUCAACAAAGUGAAACUGCUCGAUUCUGGAGAGUAUGUGUGUGUGGCCCGAAAUCCCAGUGGGGAUGACACCAAAAUGUACAAGCUGGAUGUUGUCUCCAAACCUCCACUGAUCAACGGUCUGUAUACAAACAGAACGGUCAUCAAAGCCACGGCUGUGAGGCAUUCCAAAAAACAUUUUGACUGCAGAGCCGAAGGAACACCAUCUCCUCAAGUCAUGUGGAUCAUGCCGGACAAUAUUUUCCUCACAGCCCCAUACUAUGGAAGCAGAAUCACAGUCCAUAAAAAUGGAACCUUGGAAAUUCGGAAUGUGAGGUUUUCAGAUUCGGCAGAUUUUAUCUGUGUGGCUCGGAAUGAAGGAGGAGAGAGUGUGCUGGUGGUACAGUUAGAAGUACUGGAAAUGCUACGACGACCAACAUUCAGAAAUCCAUUUAAUGAAAAGAUUGUUGCCCAGCUUGGAAAGUCCACAGCAUUGAAUUGUUCCGUUGAUGGAAACCCACCACCUGAAAUAAUCUGGAUUUUACCAAAUGGCACCCAAUUUCCCAAUGAACCGCAAACUUCUCAGUAUCUGAUAGCAAGCAAUGGUUCUUUUAUCAUUUCUAAAACGACUCGAGAUGAUGCAGGGAAAUACCGGUGUGCGGCAAGAAAUAAAGUCGGCUACAUUGAAAAAUUAAUUGUGUUAGAAAUUGGCCAGAAGCCAGUGAUUCUUACUUAUGCACUAGGAACAGUUUACUGUAUCACUGGAGAAUCUCCAUCACUGCACUGUGCGUCCGAUGGAAGCCCAAAGCCACAUACCAAAUGGACUACGCCAAGCGGUUAUAUAAUAGAUAGGCCUCAAAGCAGUGGAAAAUACGUACUGCAUGAAAAUGGCACCUUAGUCAUUAAAGAAGCAACUGCUUAUGACAGAGGAAACUAUGUCUGUACGGCUCAAAAUAGCAUUGGCCAUGCACUGGUCACUGUUCCAGUAAUGGUUGUAGCCUACCCACCCCGAAUUACAAAUCGCCUACCUAGGAGCAUUCUCACGAGGAUAGGAGCAGCCGUCCGACUCCGAUGUGUGGCCCUGGGAGUCCCCAAGCCAGAAAUCACAUGGGAGCGACUGGACCAUGCCUUGCUCUCAAUGACAAAUAAAAGGGGGACUCAGGAACUUGAGCCUUUUCACCCCCAAGGUACCCUCACCAUUCAGAAUCCCCAAACCUCGGAUUCUGGAAUCUACAAGUGCACAGCAAGGAAUCCACUUGGUAUUGAUUAUGCAACAACAUAUGUUCAGGUAAUCUGACCUGAAAUAAAAAUUGAACAGAGUCAAUAUC